GUAGACAGAGAAGGAAGUAGACACUUCUCGAGCCCACCGCUUCGCCCAGACGCGCAGUGAGAAGUGACGGGGUGGUAAAAUGUGAGAACAUUUCAGCCUUUUCUGUUCGAUAACGAGCGUGCCAGAAACUCUCCUCCCUUUUCCCGGAGGGGGUUGAUGUGAACGCACGGGUUGCGUUCGCUUCUCGUCAGACGCUCACCAAGACCUCGCAGAUAUUCAAUCGUGACGGAUCCGUCCCUCCGCUCUACCACUCCUGCUUAAGAUUCCGCAGUUGACAAGACGUCGCUUUGCCCUCCGCCGCAACCUCCCUUCCUCUCUUCUGACUUAUUUUGCGCGGAAAACGGAAACCUGCCCGAUUUUUCUUUGGGAUUCCACCAAGUUUUGCAAUGACAGCUACCAAGGAGCAGCCGAAUCAGAGACCGAAUCAGCCGCAGCAGGAUGAGGACCUGGGUGGUGUGAGUCCUCCUCAGAGAAACUGGAAGGGGAUUGCCAUCGCUCUGCUGGUCAUCCUGGUGGUCUGCUCCCUCAUCACCAUGUCUGUCAUCCUGCUCACACCAGCUGACAACCAAGCGGGAAGUGACACUAAACUGACAGUGGAGGAUUUGUUCAAACCUGAGUUCAAGGUCCAUGACCCGGAAGCCAAAUGGAUCAACGACUCUGAAGUCAUCUACAGGAACAGCGAUGGCCACGUCAUCAAGUUCAACAUCCUCACAAAUGAAACUGAGAUUGUCCUGACAAACUCAACAUUUAUCAAUUUCAACGUGGCAAGGUAUUCUGUCUCCCCUGACCUGAAAUACGUUCUCUUCGCAUAUGAUGUGAAACAGGUUUACCGCCACUCCUACAUGGCCUCCUACAGCAUCUACAACAUUCACACACGGGAGGUUUGGGAGCUGGAUCCUCCUGAGGUGGUGAACUCAGUCCUGCAGUACGCUGCCUGGGGAGUGCAAGGCCAACAACUGAUCUACAUAUUUGAAAACAACAUCUACUAUCAAUCUGAUGUCAAGAGUAACUCUCUUAGGUUGACAUCUUCAGGGAAGGAAGGCAUCAUCUUCAAUGGGAUUGCUGACUGGCUCUAUGAAGAGGAGAUCCUCCAGACCCAUGUGGCUCACUGGUGGUCUCCUGAUGGAGAGAGGCUGGCCUUCCUGGUUCUCAAUGACACUCUUGUGCCAAACAUGGCUUUACCUCGCUUCACCGGCAUGACAUACCCAAAAGGAAAGCAGUACCCCUACCCAAAGGCUGGCCAACCCAACCCAGCAGUGAAGCUCUAUGUAGUGAAUCUUUACGGGCCGACGCACACGCUGGAGCUCAUGCCUCCAGAGACACUCAAGCUGCGGGAACAUUAUGUGACCAUGGUGAAGUGGAUCAGCAAGACAAAGACAUCUGUCAGGUGGUUGAACCGGGCCCAGAACAUUUCCAUCCUGACUGUGUGUGACACCACCACCGGAGCCUGCGUCACGAGGCACGAAGAAAGCUCUGAGCUAUGGCUCUCCAAGCAGACCCAAGAACCUGUAUUCUCAAAAGAUGGCAAUAGAUUCUUCCUGACGGUCCCGGUCAAACAAGGAGGACGUGGAGAAUUUCAUCACAUAGCUAUGUUCACCACACAGUUCAGAGCAGAUCAAAAUGAAGUCCGUCAUCUAACAUCAGGGAACUGGGAGGUGACCAAGAUCGUCGCCUACGAUGAGAACACUGACAACCUUUACUUCCUCAGCACCGAGGGUUCACCACGAAGACGCCAGCUCUUCAGCGUUAAAACCGUGGGUCUGUUCCCUCGACGGUGUUUAACAUGUGAGCUAAAUAAAGCUCACUGUCUGUUCUUUGAUGCUGACAUCAGCCCCGCAAACCAGCACAUUAUCCUCCACUGCAAAGGUCCUGGAGCUCCUUCUGUGAUCUUACACAGCCUCAACAAUUCAAAUUACUAUAUCCUUGAGAACAACUCUAUGCUGAAGGCUGCCUUGAAGUACAAAAGGAUCCAGCUGACUGAUUUCAGAACAGUUUCAAUGGAACAUUUUGAUUUACCUUUGAAGAUCUCUUACCCACCAGACUUCUCCGAAUCCCGCCACUAUGGACUGCUGUUGCUGGUUGACAGUGCCCCUGGUGGCCAGGCUGUCAGUGACCGUUUCUCAAUCAGCUGGGACUCCGUCCUGGUCAGUUCAGACAACGUGAUUGUCGCCCGCCUGGACGGCCGAGGCAGCGGCUUCCAGGGUCAGAGGAUCCUGCACGAAGUAUACCAGAGACUGGGAACUGUUGAUGUUCAGGACCAGAUUGCAGCAGUAGAGUACAUGAUGACAUUUCCAUACGUUGAUCGGACGCGAAUAGCAGUGUUUGGAAAGGGUUAUGGAGCAUACAUUACAUUAAUGAUGCUCAAGUCUACUGACAGCCUGUUUAAAUGUGCAUGUGCGAUGUCACCGGUGACUGACUGGAAGCUCUACGCGUCGGCGUUCUCUGAGCGAUACCUUGGCAUGCCAUUACGGGAUGACAGCAGAUAUCAGUUUUCCAGCGUGCUGCAGAACGUUCAAGCACUUAGGGAGCAGACACUGAUGCUGGUGCAUGGCACAGCAGAUGCCAACAUCCACUUUCAGCAUACUGCUGAGCUCAUCAAGAACCUUGUGAAAGUAGGAGCGAACUAUUCAAUGCAGAUCUACCCAGACGAGGGCCACUUCCUGUCUCAGCAGAGUCGCCAGCACCUCUAUGCCACACUGACCAGCUUCUACAGGGAGUGUCUAAAGGAGGAGCUGCUACCGCUGCCUGAUGACGAGGAGGAGGAGGAGGAGUAGAUGGGAGGCUUCGAGGGUCAGACCUUUGGCAGAAUUUCUAGGUUUUGCCGAAAUCAGUCAAGGCCUUCCGUGUUUGGACCAAGUGUUUAGCCAGAUAUGGACACAGCUAGAGCAGCUAAUGCUCUUAAAGUGUGUCCGUGUAUGUGUGUGUGUGUGUGAGAGAGAGAGACCGAGAGAGAGAGUGUGUGACUGCAUAUGUAUAGUGGUGAAAAGAUUAUUGAAGGACACAACAGUGACACCCACAUUGCCGGGACUUGAGACGGGAACUGCCCUCUAGCAUAAAGUCAUUUCGGUUUUUUGGGAUGCUCCGUUUCUCGGCAAAGCACACGGAAGACUGCCUCCGUCUUCGGCAGACUAUCUGAACUGCAGUCAUCCCCACUUAACCAAGUGCAUGGUUCUUUUACAACCCUUUUGGCUUCACUCAUUUUCAUCAUGUCAGUCUCCUUUGUGGUAGCACCUGGGGAAGAGAGGGCCACAGAUGUACGCUUUUGAUCUCACAUCUUCCUUCGGUUGUCGUAUCGUUGCACAAGGAAAUGCUCCAGUCAUUUGGGAAAAUGUUUAGUCACAUAAGUUCACCACAACCCGAGCGGAUCCUCGAUAAGUGCAAUUUCCCGCAGAAACCCUCCCUCCUCCAUCGCCCGCCCUACAUAGGUACAGUCUUUAGAGGUAACACUAUUGUACAGGGGUCUUGUGUAGACAUGUACAAUGCCUUACGAGGUUUAACAUACUGUAAUAUUACUUGCUGGCAGUGGUACUCAUCAAUUAGCAGUGUCAUGUUAAUCUAUGUCAACUCAGGUCCUUGAGACACAGCAUUACAGUCAGUUUAGAAGCUACAUUACACUAUGGCUGUAUGGCCACGAAUAAUUUAUAAAUUCUGGAUGAAGAUAGUGGAUAUUGGCCAUAUAGUAAUUUCAGUUUCAGGCCACACUGCAAAAGUUCUCCAUCUUAAUGUGUGAUGUAAUCGUGUAUCCUUAAAUCAAGUGAUGAAAUCUCUAAAUAGGUGUGAGAUCAUUUUUCCAGUGCAUCUCUGCCUGAUUAAGAGACAUUUGUCUUAUUUUGGGACUUAGAAGUGGGCAAGUCAGUGAAAAUAACUGUACUAAGAUGGACAAUUUUACAGUGUCAUUAAGGUGUUUGCAUGUCUACAGGGAAUGUGUCAAGUGUUGCCACAUUUUGUACAGUACAAUACAGCAGAGUGUGUACAUAGAUAUAUUUUUAAGAUGUCAGAUCUCAUAUGGGGAUGGAUUGAUUUGACCUGGAUGUCUUGUACUUUUUUUCCCUCCGUUUUUCUUUCAGCUGUUUCUUCUUUCUUCUUAGGAUGGUUUUGUAAUGCUUGUUCUCGUUCUUUUUUGCUGUUUUAAAAGGGAAAGGGUAGGGUCGAGGUUUCGGGGUUGUUGUGAUUGUCCUCUAGUGAUGAUUAUAAAUAAAUAAAUAAAAAAUAUGAAAAACUGG
This is a messenger RNA of Mugil cephalus (flathead mullet), 4223 nucleotides long. RefSeq names its product inactive dipeptidyl peptidase 10-like. NCBI's taxonomy places the organism in Eukaryota, Metazoa, Chordata, Actinopteri, Mugiliformes, Mugilidae. Gene Ontology annotation, biological process: proteolysis. The transcript is spliced from 26 exons. Gene Ontology annotation, molecular function: serine-type peptidase activity; dipeptidyl-peptidase activity. The coding region runs from base 387 to 2774 and encodes 795 amino acids. The record is from RefSeq and is a predicted model, not a curated record.